GACUAAGUCAGAGACAAACACUGAGGACACAGCAUUGUUGAAACUGUUAAAGGCAGAACACCCUCCACCUGCAAUACAAUCUCAGGAUUCAGGAUGUUGUAGUUGCCGAUUAUAGAUAUUUCCUGAAUGGAUUUGGUGUCUUUAUAGAGAAUGAUGGACAACUCGACUAAUCCCUCAAACUGACUGGAAUUGACUCCCAACCAUGCGUACAGGGGGCUGGCUCACAUGGAGGAACAUGUUGAAAAACAGUUGCUUUCAAACUAGGAAUUCCGUGGCUAAUUGAGGUGAAAAUGACAUGCCCAAACUGACCUCUUGACUUGACCUCUGAGAGGUCAGGGCUCAGAUUGGAAUACCCCCCAAAAUACAGACCAGUCUAAACCCCUCAACAUGUCUUUCCCGGAACACUUCGAGUCCCCCUUACCCCCCAGACCAGAGGCCAAACCCCGGCCCCCCAUCUCUAGAAAAACCCCUUCCUCCAAUGGAGCCCCCUCCACCCCCUCCCAGCUCGGAGAGAUGGGCAGCACAGACCACAAUUCGGGGGGGAAAGUCAACAGCAUUGUGAGUAAGUUCAGCCACCCAGAGACUACACCAACCACCAGUGGAGAUGCUAAACUAACCACCAAUCCAACUCCCCGGACCCGGGGUCCCAGGAGGGCCCCCACAGUCAAACCCAAACCGACCCGGCACUCUGUCCAGCAGUCUGGGGGUCCAGACCAGGCUCCUCCACUGCCCAUGAAUAGGAGCCGGAUCAUGCGGCAGGCCAAAAGAGAGACCCCUGGAGGAGAGGAGGGAAAUGGCAUCACAGUCAGUCGAUCAGCACCUGGCGGAAAGGAGGUAGAGCGACAGCUGAUUGGAGGAGUGGAAGCAGAGGCGGAGCACGGUUCAGACACGCCCCUUAACCCAUGCUUCGACUGGGAAUGCAGCUGUGUUUGCCACGUCCACAUGCCCGGCAUGAAGCUGGUAUGGGUGCCCAUCGAUGAGGAAGAGAAAGAAAAUGAAAAGGAAGAGGAGGUUAAGCUGGAAAGGGAGGAGGAAGAGAGUGGAGGGGAGGGGACCUCCUUGGCCAUAAAACGCCCCCCCACCCCCCCUAAACAAACCCAAUCUUUUCCAAGCCAUUUUAAAGCUUCCAUAGAGGAGGAGGAAGAGUCUGUAUAUGAAACUACUCUACUAAUGGUGGAUCCAACACCUAGAAAGAUCUGUCAAGAACUGGACAUUCCCCUUAUCAAGGUUCAGAAACCUGUCCAUUGGUCAAAACUGUCCUCCAGCAACUCGGAGGACAACACUUCGGUCCAGUCCGAUUCGGACCCAUCCCAAACCCAGACUACUGAGGAUGCCUCCGUGGCUAUCACACCUCGGGUAUCUCUCGCCCAGGUCAAGUCCAAAACACCCGGCCACAACCUCAUGCCCAUUCCCAGGGGGGGUAUCGCCUUGCCCCAGCCCACCGCGGAGGAAUGGCGCUCCCUGCGCCCCUCACCCCCCAAUCCUUCCGCCAGUCCCAUAGUACUCCACCGGGCGGGCAACAGAGUCCCUCCACCUCAGCCCCCCAAGACAGGCAUCUCCGUCCAUUCCGUCAAGCAAGCUAUAAAAGAACACGAGGAGGAUGGAAGCGCUGAAGGAGAGGAGAAGGACACAGAAGAAGACAGUGCCCCUCUCAGGACAGGAUGCUUUAUUGGCUGGGAGUCCAGACAGCUGGAUGUGCCUCUGUACCAAACGUACCGUGCUACCGUCAUCCACAAGGAGAUCCGGCGCCAGACGGUGUGCCGCAACACCAGCAAGGCCAGCGCUGACUACCACAUGGACUGGCCUGCACGCCGGGGUGGAGUGGGCAUGGGGGCGGCCGGCGUGGGGGCGGUGGGCAAUGGCAAUGGGGCACCCAGUGCCACUAUUCCGUUGCCCACCCUGGGCCAGAGCACCCUGUGGCAGGACCGACCAGAAGUACGGAAAAGUGGGGUGCUGGAGACCCUCAGCCCUGCACAGUGCAAGUACCAGGAGAGUAUGUUUGAGGUGUUGACAUCGGAAGUGUCGUACGUGCGUUCCCUACGCGUUCUCAAUGAACACUUCCUGGAAUCCCGGGAGCUGGAGGAGGUGCUGAUCAUCCGGGACAGGAAGACUCUCUUCUCCAAUGUCCUGCGAGUCCUGGAGGUCAGCGAGAGUUUUCUGAUGGCCCUAGAGAACCGUAUGAAAGAGAGUCUGGUGUUCUCCGACAUCUGUGACAUCAUCCAUUUCCAUGCUCAGCACAACUUCCCGGUCUACAUCGACUACGUCCGCAACCAAAUCUACCAGGAUAAGACUUACACCUCCCUCAUGAAAACCAAUGUGGACUUUGCCACGGUCAUCACCCGUCUGCAGGAGUCUCCUCAGUGCCAGAGGCUGCCAUUCAUGUCCUUCCUGCUGCUGCCCUUCCAGCGAAUCACACGCAUCAAGAUACUCAUCGAGAACAUCCUGAAGAGAACACAUUUGGGGACGAAAGAAGAGCAGACUGCCUCCAACGCCUUGGACUCGGUUUCUAAGAUCAUAGAGGAGUGCAACACCCAGGUGGGAAAGAUGAAACAGGUGGAAGAGCUGAUCCACCUCUCCAAGACGCUGGAGUUUGACAAGCUCAAGGCCAUCCCCAUCAUUUCCCAAACCCGUGUCUUGGAGAAGCGUGGGGAGUUACAGGAGAUGGCCAAAGGGAGCACCCUUUUCAACCUGGGUCACAAGUUCACCCCCGUCUACCUCUUCCUCUUCAACGACCUGCUCAUCAUCGCCACCAAGAAGGGUUCGGAGCGUUUCGUGGUGUUGGACCACGCCCACCGCACCCUGGUCCAGGUUCAGCCAAUAGGAGACGACCAGGUCUCCAACCCUAGCUAUGAACACUGCUUCUGUCUGACUCUACUGGAGAACCACCAGGGACGCAUGAUGGAGAGACUGAUGAAGGCCCCUUCACAGUCUGACCUGCACCGGUGGAUAGCAGCGUUCCCUGACCCCAUGAAACCUGAUGGGGACAAGGAGGAGAUUGUCUAUGAGGACUGGGACUGUCCUCAGGUGCAGUGUGUGGAGCAGUAUGUUGCUCAGCAGGCUGAUGAGCUCAACCUAGAAGCCACUGAGAUCAUCAACGUGGUGCGCAAGACCAACGAGGGUUGGUACGAGGGGAUCCGUCUCUCCAACGGACAGAAGGGUUGGUUUCCUGUGGAGAACGCUGUAGAGAUCACCAACGAGCAUGUGAGGCGGCGGAACCUUCGAGAACGCUAUCGGGUCAUUCAGGCCGCCAGCAUUGUCACCAACAACAUGACCAAGACUACCCCGUAAUGUUGGCGGGAACAUCAGGAGAACAUCGACAGACACGCCGCAGAAUGUCAGUCGAACGUUUACAUAACGUCACUAGAACGUUGCUGGAAUAUUAAACUGGAUAGGGGAGAGUGAACCAGUGCUUGCUAUGCAUACUCCCCUGAAGAACUCUUAGCUGGAGACAUAAGGAGCAUUUGGAGGAGCUCUAUCUUAUCAAAUUGUUUGAUUGGCAUGUUUUGUUUUGUUCAAAUUAGUAAUUUGAUGAAGUUAUGGGAUAGGGUUUCUUUAGGGAACUUUUAAGAACCAGGAAAUGAUAUGUAGUCUUACAGGAGGAAAAGGAUGAGAAACUUCUUCUGAACCUAGUAUACCUGUCCCUGUAAAGUUUGCUUAAUGUUGAGAGUGUGUGUGUGUGUGUGUGUGUGUGUGUGUGUGUGUGUGUGUGUGUGUGUGUGUGUGUGUGUGUGUGUGUGUGUGUGUGUGUGUGUGUGUGUGUGUGUGUGUGUGUGUGUGUGUGUGUGUGUGUGUGUGUGUGUGCGCCCUACUGCUGCGGUUUCAUAAUCACUACAGGACAGGAUUGAAUACAUUUGACCGUCAUUAGACGGUAGUCGCAAUAUCGGUAACAUAGAGCCGAAACUUCUAGUUGAAUCCAACUCUAGUAUUAUGCUACCAUAUGUGUAUUCAUUCUACAGCAGGCCUCAUAGGCGUAAACUCUGUGGUAAUGCCAGGGCUUUUCUCAGUUUUAUUUUACAAUUUGUAUGAUGUUAAAUAUUAGCCACUAUCGGGAGACACCCGUCUGUACAUACAUUUAUAUCUGUCACUUUAGUGUUCGUUUUCCUUCAAUUUGUAGCCUAUUGAUUCCUUCCAUUCCAUUUACCAUUCUUUCCUCUGUUGUGUCCAUGUAGUUGUUUCUGAGGGUGGCAUUAGUGGAUCAUAUAGACCCUUUUCCCCCCCGGAUGCACGUGACUCUUGGGCGGCAGUAAGAAAGCCAUAACCAUCUGCGCUCAUUCAACACAGCCUAGAUUUAAGUUUUUAUAACUUCUUAACAAAAUACAAGUUCUCAUAUGCUUACAGUGAUGUUCUGAUUCUUGCUUGAACAGUAGCUAGGGUUAUAUUUGUUUGUGAGCUUUGCAAAAUAACUAUUUUGAAUGCAGCGGUUGUUAGCUAGAAUGCUAACGCUCAUUGUUAUAGGCUGUAGCAAAAAUAUAGCCAAAGAACCAUUUUACUGGGGGGGGGGUCUCAGCUCCCCUAAAUGAGACAUUAGCUCCCCUAAAUGCAACAGAAGUCAAACUUGGAGAGGGAGGUCUCUAAAUAAUGCUAAUUUUCACAUUCUUCUGUUUGUUUAAAAUGUAGUGGUGAAUAUGUUUUACAGUGUUAAAUAUAAACAAUAAAAGCUUCCAUAUCAAACAUUCA
Messenger RNA from Oncorhynchus gorbuscha (pink salmon), 4677 nucleotides. RefSeq names its product rho guanine nucleotide exchange factor 15-like. The coding region runs from base 388 to 3288 and encodes 966 amino acids. Gene Ontology annotation, biological process: activation of GTPase activity. The transcript has 17 exons. Lineage: Eukaryota; Metazoa; Chordata; Actinopteri; Salmoniformes; Salmonidae. Gene Ontology annotation, molecular function: guanyl-nucleotide exchange factor activity; protein binding. The record is from RefSeq and is a predicted model, not a curated record.